GAUCAAGAUGAUACGAACAACAUUAUGAACACAAAGACAAAAGUAUCUCAAGAUGUCAGACGGCACCCUUUUCAUCCAAGACUCUCGUACAUCCAAACAGUAUACCAUCUCCGUGACAUCUGAUACAAUAACUGCUGUGGACUUCCAGAAGAUCACCUCGCCGACGGGAAAGCUUGCCUUAUAUGACCCAGGCCUGCAGAAUACAAUUAUUAAGAAGACUCAAAUUACCGGGCGUGACCCUGUAACUGGAAUAACACUUUUCAGGGGCCUUUCAGCAAAAGAGAUCUGGAACCGCCAUGCUGAUUUUGAAGAUCAUUUCCAUCUUCUAGUUUUUGGGAAGUAUCCCUCACCAGAAGAGAGCGAGGCGCUUCGCCGGCGCCUUGCUGUGCAAAUGACAGUUGUUCCUGAGACCGUUAUCAAGGCGGUGCAGGCUUUUCCACGUACAUCACAUCCCCUUCCCAUGAUCAUCGCCGGUCUGGCCGCAUUCAUUUCCGCAGAUCCGUCCUCUCUACCGGCAAUCCGUGGUGGCAAUAUCUAUCACGGCAACCGCGCUCUCUGCGAUGAGGGCGUCAUUCGAGCAACAGCCGCUUACGCAGUUGUCAUGGGCCUGAUCAAUUCUCACAGGAAGCAACUCCCUUACGUCCCAGCGGACCCCCAAAAGUCAUUCUACGAAAACGUCUUCGCCAUGAUGCGCUGUCCCGUUCACCACAACUAUUUGGUUACGUUCCGUGAAGGCAUGGUAUUGAAUAGUGACAAUGGGAUGACUCAGUCGAGCGUCGUCUUACUUUCAACGGCAUCUUCACUUCCAGACCCAAUCUCAUGCCUCAUAAGUGCAAUUACUGCCGCGUAUGGACCUUUACACUACGGUGCGCAAGAAGCCGGUUCCACAACACUGAAAUCAAUAGGAUCGUUGGAUAAGGUGCCAGAAUUCUUGGAACAGGUCAAACGACGUGAGAGAAGAUUGUUCGGGUUUGGACACCGACUACACAAGCGUGAGGAUCCGCGAUUAGCAUCGGUGAAGAGAUGGUUAAAGAUGAUGGAUUACACGCCGGAUCAGGAACCGUUGUUGGAAUUGGCGCAAGAGAUCGACAGGCUUGCGUCGUCGGAUGAGUAUUUUAUCAAGAGGAAUUUGAGGGCGAAUGCAGAUUUCUACACCCAUUUCUUGUUUAAAGCAUGGGGUUUCGAUUGGGAUAUGCUGUGUGCUGCAAACAUGUUCCACAGAAUCAUUGGUUUAAUGGCUCACUGGCGCGAAGCUAUGGAUCAACCGAUCAAAAUUUUCAGGGCUACGGAUCUCUAUGUUGGACCAGUGGUGAUUCAAGAAGACAAUCGUACAGUUCUCGAAGAGCCGAAAAUUCAAUCCAGAUUGUGAAUAUCCUUAGAUUGGGAGUAUGAGAUCUAUUCCUUUGAGGUGCUGUAUAUUUACCUGAAAUACUAAGCUUGAUCAUUCAUUUUCGCUUGAGCUUCAUUACGUUUUCUCCAUUCUUUUAAGGGUAGAUCUUGAGGAUUGGUGCCUUAUUACUAUCUACUGUUUUGAAAGCACCUCAACAUGUCAUGCCCACGUGAUGGGAUUGAAUGUUGAAAAUUUUCCAGGAAUGGAUCGAAAUUUUUUC
Molecule: messenger RNA, 1610 nt
Organism: Talaromyces stipitatus ATCC 10500
Lineage: Eukaryota; Fungi; Ascomycota; Eurotiomycetes; Eurotiales; Trichocomaceae
Product: citrate synthase, putative
Exons: 5
Coding region: 53-1369 (438 amino acids)
Biological process (GO): tricarboxylic acid cycle; carbohydrate metabolic process
Cellular component (GO): mitochondrial matrix
Source: RefSeq, a predicted model, not a curated record